This is a messenger RNA of Morus notabilis, 2843 nucleotides long. RefSeq names its product probable glycosyltransferase STELLO1. The transcript is spliced from 3 exons. The record is from RefSeq and is a predicted model, not a curated record. NCBI's taxonomy places the organism in Eukaryota, Viridiplantae, Streptophyta, Magnoliopsida, Rosales, Moraceae. Bases 222 to 2537 code for a protein of 771 amino acids.
CUCAGAACAGAACACUGAUGAAGAGCACAAAAAAAAAAAACAGCUCAGUUUGAUUGAGCUCCCAAAAGUUUCUUCUGCAUCAACACAAACUGAAACUUCAAACUCAAACAAAACUCAAAACCCACCUCAGAAAUUAACCAAAAACAAGUUUUGUUUUGUUUUUUGUUUGUUGUUUGUUGUUUUUUUUGUUUUGUUUUUCCAUAUCCAAAUCAAACAAUAUAAUGUUGGUCCAACAAGACCGCUCCACAAACACAACCUCAAAAAAACACAAACUUUCCGACCACUUCUCCGACAACCACCACCACCACCAACAAAACCUCGGAUUCUCCAAAUGGCUCUCCUCCAUCAACCUCAUCAAACUCGCCGCCAUUUCCAUCCUCACCUUCACCAUCGCCGCCCUCUUCUUCUUCCUCCACUCCGCCACCUCCGACGACUCCUCCCCCACUUUCUUCUGCUUCAAAUCCCACUCCAACAAAAACCACCAUUUCCCUCUCCAUUUCCCAAAACCCAAUUUCAAUUCAAUCAAACCCAUUUCAGAUAAGUCCUCGCCUUACUCCUCCUUCACCUCCGACCGCUGGAUUGUCGUCUCCGUCUCCGAUUACCCCUCCGAUCCGCUUCGAAAGCUUGUCAGGACAAAAGGGUGGCAAGUUUUAGCCGUCGGGAAUUCGAAGACCCCUUCGGAUUGGAGCCUUAAAGGUGCGAUCUUUUUGUCCUUGGAGGACCAAGCCAAUCUGGGUUUUCGAGUUUUGGAUCACCUUCCUUAUGAUUCCUAUGUUAGGAAGAGCGCCGGUUACCUUUUCGCGAUUCAGCACGGCGCGAAAAUGAUCUUCGACGGCGACGAUCGCGGGGAAAUCAUCGGCGGAGAUCUCAGUAAGCAUUUCGAUUUGAAAUUGUCUAAUGUGGAUGUAAUGCAAGAGAGGAUUUUGCAGUACAAUAGGAAGAAUGCUAAUAGGAGUGUUGUGAAUCCUUACGUUCAUUUCGGGCAACGCUCGGUUUGGCCGAGGGGAUUGCCUUUAGAGAAUGUUGGUGAGGUUUGGCAUGAGGAGUUUUACAAUUUAGUGUUUGGUGGGAUGCAAUAUGUUCAGCAGGGUUUGUCUAAUGGAUUGCCUGAUGUGGAUUCUUUUUUUUAUUUCACUAGAAAGUUGGGUUCGGAAUCAUUCGAUAUAAGGUUUGAUGGGCAUGCCCCAAAAGUUGCUUUACCACAAGGUGUAAUGGUGCCACUGAAUUCUUUCAAUACUUUGUUUCAUUACAAUGCGUUUUGGGGCUUAAUGCUUCCGGUUUCGGUUAGUUCGAUGGCUUCUGAUGUGUUGAGGGGUUAUUGGGCACAGAGGAUUUUGUGGGAAGUUGGUGGAAAUGUUGUGGUUUAUCCACCUACAUUGUAUAGAGAGGAUAAGAUUGAAGCCUACCCGUUUGUGGAGGAGAAGGAUCUUCAUGUCAAUGUUGGUCGGUUAAUUAAGUUUUUGGUUUCUUGGAGAUCGGAUAAGGGCAAGUUGUUUGAAAAAAUUGUGGAUUUGAGCUUUUCAAUGGCAAAAGAAGGGUUUUGGACCGAGCAAGAUGUGAAGUUCACUGUAGCUUGGCUGGAGGACUUGCUUGCUGUUGGGUACAGUCAACCAAGGUUGAAGGCGGUAGCGGUGGGUGAGGCCGGAACAACUAUCAGCCAUGCGGAUUUGAAGGAGUUUGUUCCUCAAAAACUGCCUUCUGUGCAUCUUGGUGUCGAGGAAUCGGAGAUGGUGAAUUAUGAGAUUGGGAACUUGGUCCGGUGGAAGAAGAAUUUUGGUAACAUUGUGCUGAUAAUGUUUGUGAGUGGGUCUGUAGAAGGAACUUCCUUAGAGUGGAGAUUGCUUUACGGAAGGAUAUUUAAAACCGUGGUGAUUCUGUCUGAAAAAGCUAAUGAAGAUCUAGCUGUGGAGCAAGCUUCACUGGAUGAAGUAUACAAGUAUUUGCCCAAGAUAUUCGACAGGUUUACUACUGCAGAAGGGUUCUUGUUUCUCCAGGACAAUACGGUUCUAAACUACUGGAACUUACACCAAGCAGACAAAUCCAAGCUAUGGAUCACUAAUAAGGUGCCUCAGUCUUGGAUUACUGUCCCAACCAAUGUCAAGGAUUCAAUGUGGUUUUCGAAACAAGCUGACAUGGUUAAGAAAGUUGUGAGCACUAUGCCGGUUCACUUCCAGGUCACCUACAAGGCGAGUAGCACAAGCAAGCACACUCUUGCGAUCUGUAAUUCAGAGGUGUUCUAUGUUCCUCGGCGGUUUGUCGGGGAUUUUGUAGAUCUUGUAGGCCUUGUGGGCAAUUUCAAAAUGCACCACAAGGUAGCAAUUCCAAUGUUUUUCAUGGCAAUGGACUUGCCCCAACAAUUUGACUUCGUUUUCUCUAAAAUGGUCUACAAGCCAGAGGUAUUGUCUGCGAACUCUUCCAACUCUUAUUCUGCACAAGUACCGGCUAUCUACCCUUGGACUGUGUCCAAUGAGGUGGAAUUCCUAGAGCUGAUAAGACUCAUGGCAGCUGGGGACCCACUUCUAAUGGAGCUAGUAUAAAAUUACGCAGUUCAAUAGGUAAAAACAUUGCGACACUCUAUUUCAUGGGUUGUCCUCGUCUCAACUCACAAGAGUGAGACCGAUUGUUUCGUGGGAAGAUUCAUACACACUUUGUCGACAUUGAACUACCCUUUUUUGGAUAUCCUUGCACGCGUCUCUGCAGCUUUGAGGAAAAAGACUUACCAUUCAUAUUACCUGUAAUCUAUUUUUUUUUACCCCCACCUGUAUGAUUAGUCAUUGAUGUAAAUUCUCUCCAGACACUGUAGUUGACUAAAGGAUAUAUCAGAUGUGAUGCACUUCUGUGAA